AUGCAGCCAAUUAGAGACCUAAAGCCCAACUUCAGCGGGCCACCUCCGUCCUCCAUGGCUGCUGCUCCUGAUGGCUACCUCCAAGGCAACAUCCGCAUGACCCUGAAGGACGCUGAGCUCUGGAAGUCCUUUCAUGAGAUAGGGACCGAGAUGAUCAUCACUAAGCCCGGCAGGAGGAUGUUUCCGCAUUGCAAAGUCGACAUUUCCGGCCUUAUCCCAUGUGCCAAAUACAUCCUACUGGUCGACAUGGUUCCUGAGGAUGGAUCCAGAUACAAAUGGAAUAAAGAUAAGUGGGAGGUGGCAGGCAAAGCGGAGCCCCAGCCGCCCUGCAGGACCUACCUCCACCCCGACUCCCCGGCCUCUGGGAGCCACUGGAUGAAGCAGCCGGUGUCCUUCCUGAAGCUGAAGCUGACCAACAACACGCUGGACCAGCACGGACACAUUAUUCUCCACUCCAUGCACCGCUACUACCCUCGCUUCCACAUCGUCCAGGCCGAUGACCUCUUCAGUGUUCGCUGGAGCGUGUUCCAGACCUUCACGUUCGCCGAGACUUCCUUCACCGCAGUCACCGCCUACCAGAACACCAGGAUCACCAAGCUCAAGAUUGACCACAACCCAUUCGCCAAAGGAUUCAGAGACGAAGGAACCAACAAGAAAAGACGCUCCAACAAGAGCCCCGGGAGCGCGGAGAAGAAAUCCAAGUCCUCUGAAGUAUCGGCCCGAGACUCUGAAGACGACAGUCCACAAGACUUCUGCAGACAGUCCUUUGAAGGUUUCGAUGGGGACGAGGUGGACAAAAGGAAGGAGCCUGUGAAGGAGAAGACUUACUCCCCCUGGGGCAGGACAGAGUCCCCCAACGGGACAGAGGCCCGGGACAUGUAUAAUGCAGAGCAGCUGGUGCCCACUCCGGCCUCCUACCAGCCCUACAGGUUCAACGAGUAUCCCGGCAAGUCCCCGUCCCCCCCGUCCUCUGCCAGUCGGAGCAGUGCUAUCUCGGGCCGCUUCGAGCCCAGAGUCCCGGACCUGGCCACAGUCCCAGACCACAACUCCUCCAAGGCCACGAGGCCCCAGGACAUGGCUGCUUCCUCGUCGUCCUGCGCCCCUCAGAACCUGCCCCAGGACCUCACAGGGGUCAUCAACAUGAGCGUGGGUCAAACUGGUAAGCCCUCCAUGAUCGGACACCCCAUCUACAGCCCUUACCCGCCGGCCGAGCAGCCUCUGGGCCAGUGGAGCAACACGCCGCCCACUCAGUACCCCGCGGCCCACCACCUCUCAACGGACUACCCCAGUCAGGCGGUGCACCCUGGGUAUCACCAUAACAACGUGGCCGAAUGGAGCCAGUACCCGCUCUUCUCUUACUCGUGCUGGUGA
Molecule: messenger RNA, 1371 nt
Organism: Knipowitschia caucasica
Lineage: Eukaryota; Metazoa; Chordata; Actinopteri; Gobiiformes; Gobiidae
Source: the annotation of a GenBank genome assembly